Cyprinus carpio (common carp) is the source of this 1956-nucleotide messenger RNA. RefSeq names its product immunoglobulin superfamily member 5-like. Gene Ontology annotation, biological process: cell-cell adhesion. Lineage: Eukaryota; Metazoa; Chordata; Actinopteri; Cypriniformes; Cyprinidae. The record is from RefSeq and is a predicted model, not a curated record.
GGAAGAUAAGAAGUGGGCCUCACAUGUGACUUAACAAUAGCAGCAGAUUUCAGACAUUAUUUUAGGCCGUCACUAAAAUAUUCACUGCAGCCUGUGAGUCACUGUUGGAUAUUUGCAGUGGUCAGUUCAAGGCUAAAAAGGCUGUUUUGCUUUCAGUAAUAUUUAACUGGCUAGUUUUGGCCACAUCCCACAGUGCCCAAGAAACUGCUACUGUAUUGACUGUGGGAAACAUGAUUUCUGUUCAGCCUCUUUGGAAUACUGUAUAGCCCAUCCUGGAAUAUUCAAGAACAAUGGCCUGACUGUUUCUCUGGCAAUAUGCAUGGCCACAUCCUUCAGCUGUGUGUAAUCCAAGCUGUAGCCUCUUUUAUCCAUCUAGAACCCAAGAAUGCUACUGUGUUACGAGGCAGUGAGGUUCACUUUAACUGCAGCACUGAUGAAUCCUGGGAUGUCAUGACUUGGCUGUUGGGUGGAAGAACAGUCCUCACCAUCUCAGUGGAACAUGGUCCUCUAGGCAGAGAUGAGCAUGUGUCCACAGUCAAUCACUCCACCUCAUCUCUCUCCAUGUGGGAGUUAGUGCUGAUGAACGCUUCCUUCAGCGCCAUUGUACAGGAAGUCAUAUGUGAACUGCUGCCUACAAGACUUGGCAGAUCAUCAUCAGCCCUGUUUGUACAAGAAAAAGGAAAUGUCAGGAUUUUGGAGAGUGAUCUGUCCGUUCAAGAGGGGAUGCUUGUCACCUUCCAUUGCCAAGCGAGUGGCUGGUAUCCGGACCCUUCAGUGUCCUGGGUGGUCAGUGGCACCACUGUGGACAGAGGCGACUACAACACCAGCAGUCUCCAGGACCCCAAUGGCCUUUUCAACUCCACCAGUGUGCUUCAGAUAAAAGCAGAGACAAGCAGCUCAGUGGAGUGUUGGGCAUCUGUGUCUGCCGCUGUAGCCCACCAAAGCAGCAGUGUCAAGCUGACUGUAGGUAAGAUGGCACCGAAAGCUUCACAGGACUACACAGUUGUGAUCGCUGUGAUAGUGUCUGUGUGUACGAUCAUUCUGCUGGCAGUCCUCAUCCUGAUCUUGUACUAUAGAAAAAAACUGUCAAAAUCAAGCUCUGGAAAUAAAGUCAGUUCCUCCUCGUGGACUGUCAAUUUAAGCAGACGGAGGAGGUCUGUUGCUGAUGAAACCAGAGGAAAAGUUAACCCAGGAUACCAUGCCGAAGACGUAACAAGUUCAGGACACCAUGACCUCAGGAAUAGAGCUGACAGCACGAUAAACAUCAUCAGCCCUCCACGGGUUCCUGAUAUUGUCAUUUUCAGCACUCAAAAUCAGAAAGAGGAAGAUUUUUCUAACCUCUACUGCAAGGGAGCAAAGACAGUCCGCCGGGUCACCACUGUUUGACCUCAGGGUCGACCUCACAUAAACCUCCCACUGUAAGAAAGAAGGUCAUAUAUGCUGAAAAUGAAGAUGCAAUGGCUUGCAUAUCUAGAGGAUGGGGAUCAUCACAUGAGACCUUCAGUAAUGUCAACUACAUGCAGCAUUCACAGUCAUGACUGCUGUUAUAUCAGUCACGUCAACAUUGUAUAUGCAUGUUUUUUUUUGUUUUUUUUUUUGUUACUUCAAAAAAUGUUAUGUAAUAUUUUUGCACUAUUUUGUAAUGGUGUUCCAUCUUAUUCAAGUGGAAAAAUGUUUAAGUUAUUUACAGUAUUCGUAUCUGUAUUGGUAUAGAGAGCUGCGGUGAUGACAUAUUUUUGUAGGCUAACCUGGAAGUCAGCAUCACCCUGUCUCCCUAGGGUCUUUCCAUUGGCUUUUGGAUUAUUACAGAAAAUAAACUCUGUGACCAACAAAGAGUUUGAUUCUUACAUGUCUUGUUCAUCAUAAUAAUAUUCACAAAUGAAUACAACUUGAACCUAAAUACAAUCGGCAGACGCAGCUGAACAUAGGCAAGAAACAAACUACACCACGGUCACA